AUGUCGGCGGCUAACGACGGUGACCCGCCAUCAUCCCCUAUGCUCUCGUGGUUGCCCGCCAAGCCAACGUGCUCCUGGUCCGGCAUCAGGUGCAACGCAGCUGGGCGUGUCACUGAGAUCAGCCUCCCGGGCGCUGGCCUCAACGGUACCCUUGGCACGUUCAACUUCACCACUUUCCCGGCGCUCACCAAGCUCGACCUCUGCAGCAACAACAUCACUGGCACCAUCCCGGCGAACGUCGUCACCAACCUGACGUACCUUGACCUGUCACAGAACAGCUUGUCCGGGGAGAUACCGGACGCCUUGCCGGCGACGAUGCGAGGGAUAAAGUACCUCAACCUGUCAUGGAAUGGAUUGGAUGGUCCGAUACCACGGUCACUUUCUGGUAUGCGAGAGAUGCGCUCGUUUGACGUAUCAGGAAACAAGCUCACACGGGCCAUUCCUCCAGGUUUGUUCAUGAAUUGGCCAGAAAUCACAUUGUUCCAUGCACGGGACAAUCCCCUGUCUGGAAGCAUUCCUCCUGAGAUCAGCAACGCGACCAAGCUACAGUCCUUGUAUCUAUGCCUCAACAGCUUAUCCGGCCAAAUCCCAGUGGAGAUCGGGAGACUGACAAACUUGCAAUAUCUGAUCUUGGCAAGGAAUUUUCUGAGUGGAUCAAUUCCGCAUUCAGUUGGGAACAUGUCAAGACUCUUGGAGGGCGAGGUGCCUACAGCCAUCUCGCUCCAAAGCCUUCAAUUCCUCGACCUCGGUAACAACAGGUUGUCAGGCAUGAUACCAUACCUCGGCAUGAGGAAAUUGCUUGGCAUUUCCUUGGAUCUGCUGUACAUGGAUUUGUCAAGCAAUGCCUUCUCUGGGAUUGUGCAGACAUCAACGAACUCCAAUUUGUCACUCCAAUUUGUGGACCUGGCAAACAACAAUCUCAUGGGAGGAUUCCCAUUACACUACACCACGGCACCAAAUCGAUGA
Messenger RNA from Phragmites australis (common reed), 966 nucleotides. RefSeq names its product LRR receptor-like serine/threonine-protein kinase RGI3. Bases 1 to 966 code for a protein of 321 amino acids. The transcript is spliced from 3 exons. Gene Ontology annotation, molecular function: protein binding. The record is from RefSeq and is a predicted model, not a curated record. NCBI's taxonomy places the organism in Eukaryota, Viridiplantae, Streptophyta, Magnoliopsida, Poales, Poaceae.